AUGGGCGUCAAACCAGAUGAAAAACAGCUUUCUGUUAGUGGCCACAAUUGGGGAGGGAUUGAUAUAGAUGGAAACAUGCUAACCUUUAUGGUUGGUUCGAAGCAAGCAUUUGAAGUGUCCAUACCAGAUGUUGCACAAACCCAGAUGCAAGGAAAAACUGUUGCACAAACCCAGAUGCAAGGAAAAACAGAUGUUCUCAUAGAGUUUCAUGUUGAUGAUACUACUGGAUCCAAUGAGUUUGUCGGGGAUGAGAAUCGCCCUCUGGCUCAUAUUUUACGUGAGACUAUAUUGAAAUUUGCUGAUGUUGGUUCUUCUGAGAUGGAAUUGCGAUUCUUACACCAAGGUGGAAAAAUAUGA
This is a messenger RNA of Miscanthus lutarioriparius, 357 nucleotides long. The record is from the annotation of a GenBank genome assembly. NCBI's taxonomy places the organism in Eukaryota, Viridiplantae, Streptophyta, Magnoliopsida, Poales, Poaceae.